GUCAACUUGGGUGGCACUCUAUACUUUAAUUCUCGUCAUACUACUGAUGUCGUCCUUAAGAUCAGAGGGACACUACUUGGUUUUUUCUUUUGACAUCAUCAGUUCUUCCUAUGGUUACUCUACCUGCUGCCUUAUGAUGAACGAGUAAUGGAGUGUUGAAGGUGCAAAUUGUUAGCGUCAAGAGGGUGUUAUUGAGGCAUUAAAAGCUCUGUGAUUGCUUUCCAAGUUUCUCUGUGAGACAAUGUUACCUUGAAGAUUGGGAUUUGUUCUAAUAUGCUACCUGAAUCACUAUCGAUACGAUGCAGGGCUCAAGAGUGUGGCCUAGUUGUUAAUGAAUUGAGUGGAGAACCAUGAGGCAUGAAGUCUCAGGUUCCUAUCUGUCCUAACUUUUGUGAACAAAGUUAUCUGACACUUGUUGUUAGUGAGAAGUAACAUGUAUCUCGUGAAAUUAAUCCAGAUACGUAAUAGUUGGCACGAACACUAUAGUCAUGAAAAUAAAAAGAAUAUUUUCAAGUUUGUGAAUAGAAUAAUCUUUAUCUUUAUGAUAAUUUAUUUAUGAUAUUUCACUAACUUUGAUCAAGAAUCAUAUUCUUCUAGCUAAGGAGAAUAAAGAAAGAAUAUUUCAAAAUAUAUAUGAUAGGAACCUUCGUUAGAUGUUUGAUGGGAACCUUUGUUAUGAAGGAAGGUCAACUCUGCUAUUGUGAAUUACAUGUGCAAUGUGCAUAUGGAUACAACAAAAGAUUCAAAGGACGUGGUCUAGUAGUGCAUCGACAUGUAUAUAUAUAUAUAUAAACGUUAUUUCAUAUCGCAUAUUUAAACGUAAGUUAAAAGACAAUCGAUAUGUAUAUAUGUAUAUAUAAACGUUAUUUCAUAUCGUAUAUUUAAACGUAAGUUAAAAAUUGUAUUACUUUGUUGUUAAAUCUUAUAUUAAUUAUAAACAUUAAACUUGAUAAUCAAUUAAACUAUUUUACCAAACUUUGUUGUGAUUUCCAAAACCGGCAAUUAACAUAGUGGCCUUGUAACAAGAAAUUUUUUUAGCCUUAAACUAUUUUAAUUGUUUUGGCAAUAAAAUUUUAAAAUAUGAAGAAAGAUCUUUGCCGGCUUUUAUUUUUAUUAUUAAUUUUAGUUUAGAAAUCUAUAAUAUCUUAAUUAAUUUUAUUUUUUUUUAUGAAUGAACCCACAAGACAAUUAUGGCUAAAAUUCUCUUCAUUUUCCUUCAUCUCUUUGCUUUAUUAUUAAGAAUUCGACAAUUUUGUGGUAAGUCAUAGAUUGGUUUUUUUCUUCUUUAAUUUUGUAUUUUUUCUGUAAGCUAAAUUUAUGUCAAAUACACAAAAAUAAAAGAGAUUAUAUGCUAAAUUUGGUGUUCUAGGAUAAUCUCAAAAUUAUUUUAUUAACAUACAACUCAUAUUAAUGGAUAAUUUUUGUAUUUUUUUAUUCUGAGUUUUACGCUUCUUUAUAUAUGCUUAAACAAUGCUACCUAAUGAUCACUAAUUAAUAUAUGUAAUAUAUAAUAAACAUAUUUUUUUGGGCAAGAUAUUGCUUCACCAACCAGUUAAUCAGACGCGAGCUCUUCGUAAGUCAGAUUUCUUCUUUUGUUCUUCUGUCAAGACAAGUUUUUACGCGUUAUUCAUUCACCUGUGAUUAAAAACACUAUUUUCAUCUUUUCAACAAUUAACCUGAUAAUAUAAAUAUUCUUUUCAUAUAUAUGAACUUAUGUGUCAUUUUUAUUUUUAUUUUUCAGAUGGGAAGGUAAUGAUGGAGUAUAUUGGAGCAACAGGCAAACCAAUAACAUUUGAUGAUGUUCCAAUUGAUGAAGGAAUUGACUUUCAUUUCAUUCUUAGUUUUGCUAUUGAUGCUGACUCUCUAGGGAACCCACAAAAUGGCAAAUUCUCACCUUGUUGGGCAUCAACAUUAACCCCAAACUCAGUUGCAUCAAUUAAAUCCAAAUACCCUAAUGUCAAAGUCUUGGCUAGCCUUUCUGGUUGGAGUAUAGGUUCAAAAGUCCUUAGCUGGUACAAGCCUAUUGACACUCAACAGUGGAUAUCAAAUGCAUUCACUUCCCUCAAAUCAAUUGUCAACACAUAUAACCUUGAUGGAAUUGACAUUGACUAUGAGAGAUUCCCAAAACACAGUGAAAGUUUCUCUCAUUGCAUAGGAGAAUUAAUAACUCUCUUAAAGAACCAAAGUGUUAUAUCUAUAGCAACAAUUGCACCAUAUUAUAGAACAAUUUUACCAUACAUAGAGCUAUACAACAACUAUGGAGAAUCAAUUGACUAUGUAAAUCAUCAAUUUUAUACAGAUAAAGUUAGUACACCAAGAGGUUAUUUGAAGGCUUUUGUUCUAAGAAGUGAACAAUUUAAUAAAGAGAAAGUAAUUCCUAGCUAUGAAGUGGAUGGAAGAGGAAUUCAAGGUGAUGCAUUUUUUGAUGGAUUGAAAUUACUGGAAACUAAUGGAUUUCAUGUUAAUGGUGCAAUGAUUUACUCUGCUGAUGCUUCAUCUGAGGAUAAUUACAUUUAUGAGAGGAAAAUUCAAGCAUUCUUGUUAAAUUCUACUAGUGUAUGAAGUAUAUUGUUAUUUUGUAGUAAUGAAUUUGUAAUAUUGAAGAGAUAAUAAGGAGAUUUCAAGAGCCCCACCCUAGAAAUGUGGGGUUUGUAUUUGAUAAUAUGAAUGAAUUUUAAUGUUACUACUUUAGAUAAUAGUCUAAUAUUUUAGAAGUAACAUUAUUUUACAUUACACAUUAAAGACUGAUUUUGAAUCACGUACCGUCUUUGGAUUUCGCUCGCCUUUCUCUUUCCUUUUUCCAGUCUCACUUGCCAUAUAUACAAAUGCAUAUG
This is a messenger RNA of Solanum lycopersicum (tomato), 2834 nucleotides long. Its product is annotated as chitinase 2-like. Gene Ontology annotation, molecular function: hydrolase activity, hydrolyzing O-glycosyl compounds. The record is from RefSeq and is a predicted model, not a curated record. NCBI's taxonomy places the organism in Eukaryota, Viridiplantae, Streptophyta, Magnoliopsida, Solanales, Solanaceae. Gene Ontology annotation, biological process: carbohydrate metabolic process.